CGCGGAGGCCCCUCCCCGGCUCCGAAGCCCCGCCCCCUAGCAAAGAUGGCGGCGGUGGCGGCCUGGCGGGCGCUCCGCUGGCAGCUCCUGCGGACCCCGGGCUCGGGCCCGGCCCGGCGCCUCAGCACCGCCGAGUUCCCCUCGCCGGAGGAGAAGCCGCAGUUCCCCGGCGCUUCGGCCGACUUCGCCGACCGGUUGGAGUUCAUCCAACCCAACGUCAUCUCGGGCAUUCCCAUCUACCGGGUGAUGGACCGGCAGGGUCACAUCGUCAGCCCCGACGAGGACCCCCAGCUGCCCAAGGAGCUGGUGUUGAAGCUCUACAAGACCAUGACGCUCCUCAACACCAUGGACCGCAUCCUCUACGAGUCCCAGCGCCAGGGCCGUAUCUCCUUCUACAUGACCAACUACGGCGAGGAGGGGCCGCACGUCGGCAGCGCGGCCGCACUGGACGACACCAACUUGGUUUUCGGGCAGUACCGGGAGGCAGGUGUGCUGAUGUACCAGGGCUACCCCCUGGACCUCUUCAUGGCACAGUGUUACGGCAACACCAGCGACCCCGGCAAAGGCCGGCAGAUGCCAGUCCAUUACGGCUGCCGCGACCGCCAUUUCGUCACCAUCUCGUCCCCACUGGCCACCCAAAUCCCGCAAGCUGUGGGGGCCGCCUACGCCAUCAAGCGUGCCGACGCCAACCAAGCGGUGAUCUGCUAUUUUGGGGAGGGGGCAGCCAGUGAGGGGGACGCCCACGCCGGCUUCAACUUCGCCGCCACCCUUGAGUGUCCCAUUGUCGUCUUCUGCCAUAAUAACGGCUACGCCAUCUCCACUCCCACCUCCGAGCAGUACCGGGGCGAUGGCAUUGCAGCACAUGGCCCUGGCUACGGGCUGAUGUCUAUCCAGGUGGACGGCAACGACGUCUUCGCCGUUUAUAACGCCACCAAAGAAGCCCGGCGUCGCGCUGUGGCAGAGAACCAGCCUUUUCUCAUCGAAGCCAUGACCUACCGAAUCGGUCACCACAGCACCAGCGAUGACAGCUCAGCGUACCGCUUGGUGGACGAGGUGAAUUAUUGGGACAAACAGGAUCAUCCCAUUUCCCGGCUGCGGCAUUACAUGCUGAACCAGGGCUGGUGGGACGAGGAGGAGGAGAAGGGCUGGCGCAAAAGCUCCCGCAAAAUGGUGAUGGAGGCGUUCGAGCAGGCGGAGCGGAAGCUGAAGCCUAACCCCCAGCUCCUCUUUUCUGACGUUUACCGGGAGAUGCCGCCUCACCUGCGACGGCAGCGGGCGGCUCUGGAACGGCACCUGCAGCACUAUGGGGAGCAUUACCCCCUCGAGCACUUCAAACAGUGACAUAUCCCACCCCCGCAACAAAUAAACCCGGGUGUGCGCACCCA
Messenger RNA from Harpia harpyja (harpy eagle), 1385 nucleotides. It is a transcript of the gene BCKDHA, whose product is annotated as branched chain keto acid dehydrogenase E1 subunit alpha. Gene Ontology annotation, molecular function: oxidoreductase activity, acting on the aldehyde or oxo group of donors, disulfide as acceptor. Bases 46 to 1341 code for a protein of 431 amino acids. Gene Ontology annotation, biological process: branched-chain amino acid catabolic process. The transcript is spliced from 9 exons. NCBI's taxonomy places the organism in Eukaryota, Metazoa, Chordata, Aves, Accipitriformes, Accipitridae. The record is from RefSeq and is a predicted model, not a curated record.